This is a messenger RNA of Coffea arabica (coffee), 414 nucleotides long. RefSeq names its product protein FAR1-RELATED SEQUENCE 5-like. NCBI's taxonomy places the organism in Eukaryota, Viridiplantae, Streptophyta, Magnoliopsida, Gentianales, Rubiaceae. The record is from RefSeq and is a predicted model, not a curated record.
AUGGAUUGCAGCAAAUUGGUAGAAGAUGGGACUCCUGAAUUAGGAAUGGAGUUCAACAGUGAAGAGGAUGCUUGCAGCAAGAAAGGUGUGAAGCGCAAGUACGAAGGUGAUGUGAUGCCAAAGAGGACACGAGUGCCAACGAAAACAGGGUAUGGAGUUAAAAUGGUUAUCGUGUUGUUUAGAGGGACAAUGAAGUACCGUGUGCAUGAUCUUGUCUUAGAGCAUAACCAUGAGUUGUACAUUGCUCAAUGUUCGCACAUGAUGCCAUCACAAAGAAAAGUGAGUAAGACUCAAAGAUUCCAAACUGAAAUAAGCGAGGUUGCUGGGCUUUCAUUGAAACAGAGCCAUGAGCUUAUGGGAAAGGAGACAGGUGGGAUGGGUAAUGUGGGAUAUACUCGGGAUGAUGUUAAAUGA